AUGAAGCGUCUCGAGUGGCUGCUGCUCCUGGCGUGCGUAGCAUCCGUGUCAACGGCAGUGGCUCCACGGAGGAGGCGUCACAGCACAGCGGUGGAAUCAUCGCCCACCUCCGGUUCCAGUGAUUGGGGAUCGGCCUGGGGAUUGGGUCUGGGUCCCGAGAUGGCACUCGUGCGGAGGGUCUACGACGACUGCCAGGACAAAAACGACUUCAUCGGCUGCCUCAAGCAGAAAGCCCUCCAUGCGCUCAGUCGAGCCCUGGACCAGGACUCCAUCAAGAUCGUGGACGGCCUGGUGCUGGAGAAGCAGAACCAGAGCGAGACGGAGAGUGUCCUGGGCUCCCUGACGGAUGCCCGCCAGUUCGGCAGCCUGCCGCCCAUCGACCGAGCCCUUCUCUCCAAGGCGGACAAGCUGAUGCGGACGCACACGCUCAAGAUCGACAUGGACGGAGGUGGCGCCCAGGAGAGUGUGGGCCGUGGCCACGAGCACGGGCACAAGAAGAAGAAGCACAAGGACGGGGGCCACAUCAAGUACGUGGUGGCGGCCCUCCUCACCGCCAUGGGCAUCGCUGGUCCUCUGGGCCUCAAGGCUCUGGCCGCGAUCGCCGGCAAGGCUCUGGUCAUCAGCAAGGUGGCCCUGACCAUCGCCGGGAUCAUUGCGCUGAAGAAACUCUUCUCGCACGACCACAGCGAGGAGACCAGCUUCCAGGUUCACGCCGGUGAACACAACAGGCGCAACACUUACGUGAUCCGGCCGGUGUCCAAGACGAGCGGUGGUGCAGGAGCAGGAGCUGGAGCCGGAGGCGUGGGCAUGGGUGUGACCGCAGCCGGAGGCAGCUCAUCGGUGGAUCCAUAUCGCUACUACUACGAGUACCACCAGCAGUAACGCGAGUGCACAGUGUCGAGUCGGUGUCUGGAGAAAUCUCCGCCGUGGUCCGGCGGAGUCCUGAAGCAGCUAACCUACCAAAGAACCGAUCCACAUCCAGUCGGGCCCAUUCAGUGAAGCCCGACAGCAGCCGUUCACCUUAAAGUAGCUCCUAAGUUGUAGGCUAAUCUAUUAUGCAGUUGUCUGAACCAUGAACCCUGAAAAUGAAACCCAAAUAAUAAACGAUAUUGAAAUGUA
Molecule: messenger RNA, 1119 nt
Organism: Drosophila rhopaloa
Lineage: Eukaryota; Metazoa; Arthropoda; Insecta; Diptera; Drosophilidae
Exons: 2
Coding region: 1-882 (293 amino acids)
Source: RefSeq, a predicted model, not a curated record